Culex pipiens pallens (northern house mosquito) is the source of this 8150-nucleotide messenger RNA. RefSeq lists its product as uncharacterized. The record is from RefSeq and is a predicted model, not a curated record. Gene Ontology annotation, biological process: DNA integration. Gene Ontology annotation, molecular function: nucleic acid binding. The coding region runs from base 733 to 3912 and encodes 1059 amino acids. Lineage: Eukaryota; Metazoa; Arthropoda; Insecta; Diptera; Culicidae. The transcript has 2 exons.
AAUAAAAUUCCAAAUAAUUUUAAACUGCAAUUUAACGAAUACAUUCCACCACAUGAAACAUUAAAAAUCAAUUUCAAUAAUGAUUCAAUAUUUUAUGCAAAUAUUGCUACCUUGGCAAAUCCAACAAAAUUUCACAAAUUUAUAAUUGACUCCGCAUCAUGUAACAAUUUUGUAAGAUGGGAUGUGGUUAGUAAUAUGCGUUUAACUAACAUUGAUUUCAACGAUAGAAUUUCCAUUAGAGGGGUUCAUGGAAUAGCAGAAGAUACAGUAGGAUCUGUAAAUAUGAUUUUAUUGAUAGGAAAUUCAAAAUACGAGGAAAAGUUUUACAUUUUGAAGCAUUUUGCUGAUGUUGCAAUUCUUGGAGCACAUUUUCUAAAGAAAUACACCUUAUAUAUUAGUCAAAGUUUCGACAACAUAGUUUUACGAACGCCUGACACAAAUAAUAUGCAAUAUAAUAAUCAUGAAAUGACCAAUUUAUUUAGAAUCAAUGACAUUGAAAAUAUAAACAAAGUAAAUAUCGCAGGUAUUGAAGCAAAUAGUUAUGACAAUUUUAAUACAAAUUAUGAUGAAAAUAAUGGAAAUAAUUAUGAUAAUGACAAUGGCUGCAAUGGCAGAAUCCAACCGUGCAUUGAAGAGUAUUAUGGUGAUCAAAUUGAAAUUGAUGAUGAUAACCAAGAUUACCCAAAAGAGAUGAAUUUAGAAAAUGAUCGGGAUUAGGAUGUGAUUGAAAACAUGAAGCAUGAGAAACUUACAGGCAAUGAAAGAAUGAGAAAAAUUUAUGAAUUGGUUAAAACAGACCACUUGAAAGGCGAUAUCAAUCAAGAAAUUAAUAAUAUUUUGAAUGAUUUUAAUGAAAUAUUUUAUUUAGAGGGUGACGAGUUGACUUAUACCAAUUUAACCAUGCACGAUAUAGAGACAACAACUGAAAUUCCAAUUAAUAAAAGACAAUAUAGAUUUCCUGAAGCUACCAAGAAACACGUAGAAGAACAAGUGGAAGAAAUGCUAAAAUUAGGGAUAAUACGCCCAAGUAAAAGUCCGUGGAAUGCACCGGUAUUAUGCAUCCCAAAGAAAGACUUAGACGCCGAAGGCAAUAAACGCUACAGAAUUGUAGUGGAUUUUCGAGACCUAAAUACAAUUACUAAACCAUUUGUGUACCCUAUACCGCUUAUUAGCGAAAUUUUGGACAGUAUUGGAGAAGCUCGAUAUUUCUCAACCAUUGACUUGAAAUCAGGAUUUUAUCAAAUCCCAAUUAACCCAAAGGAUGCUGCGAAAACCGCUUUUUCAACAUUUUUAGGACAUUAUGAAUUUUUAAGAAUGCCAAUGGGACUGAAAAAUAGUCCAUCAACAUUUCAAAAAUUUACAUUCACACUUAUUUAUGAAAUACAACCAGUUAAUGCGUUUGUAUACUUGGAUGAUAUUAUUGUAUUCGGUAGAACUAUCGAAGAACACAAUGAAAAUUUAUAUAAAGUUUUGAAUGCAUUACAUGAACAUAAUUUAAAAGUUGAACCAUCAAAAUGUAAAAUUUUACACAAAGAAGUCAGAUAUUUAGGUCAUAUUAUUAAUGAAGAAGGUAUUCGACCAACUAGUGAAAAUAUUGAUACAAUCAAAAACAUGAAAAGGCCGCAGACGAUUAAAAAUGUGAGAUCAUUUUUGGGAACUAUUAAUUUUUAUGGAAAAUUUAUUCCAAACAUUGCAGAUAAACGUAAGCCACUUAAUGCAUUAUUAAAGAAAAAUGUGAAAUUUAUUUGGACACAAGAAUGUGAAAAUGCUUUCGAAGAAUUAAAGAACUAUUUAAUUUCAGAACCAGUUUUAGUUAGACCGAACUACAAUGACAAAUUUGUUUUGACAACUGAUGCUAGCGAUUAUGCUAUCGGAGCAGUUCUUACUAAUGAGAAAUCAAAUGAUCACCCUAUCGCUUACGCAAGUCGUGCGCUUAUCGGGGCAGAAAGAAAUUAUUUUACUAUCGAGAAGGAACUACUAGCUAUUGUUUGGGCAGUAGACCACUUCAAACAUUUUAUUUAUAACCAAGAUUUUAUCGUUUACACAGAUCAUAGACCAUUGGUAGCUCUAUGGCAUUUGAAGGAAACUUCUCCAACUUUGACAAAGCUUCGUUUGAAAAUCCAAGGCAUUGGAUGUGAAAUUCGUUACAAGCAAGGAAAGGAAAAUGUGGUUGCAGAUUUUCUCUCACGUUUAAAUAAUGAUGAAGAUCAUGCAGAUGAUAAACAAGCAUCAAAAUUAGUAGCAAUUACAACUCGUCAACAAGCAAAACAAAAUAGACAAAAUAUUUCAGAUAAUCAAAACACAACAAAUACUUCAAACAGAAAGAAUUUAUCUAGAAACAAUACUAAUUGGAAUAAUAAUAUGAAUGGACUUCAACAAAUUGACAUAAAUUUAGAUAAUGACGAUGAUAGCAACGAUAAAACAUUUACCUACAAGGAUUUCCAAGAUACAGAUAUCGAUUUUACCGUUUUAAAAUUUUCUAAAAAUAUUAUACCAUUUGAACAAGCCGAAGCUACAUUUAUGAUAUUAAACAGUGUUACGGUACACAAAGAAUUGAGUAAAUACAUUGACCUUCCACAUGGGAUUAAGGAUUACACCAAUGAAAAUAUAUUUGUAUUCCCGCAAAAGAAAAUUUGGGGUUUAAUUUUGAAUGGAACAUAUCGUUCAGCAGUUAAGAAUGAAGAAUUUUUCGAUGGUUUAUUAAAAUGCUUUGAUGAUUAUCCUGAUUUUGCUAAAGAUGCAUCAGUUAUACAAAUUAUUUCUCAUAGAAUAUUUAAAACAGAGUUGGAACUAAACUUAUUACGAUUUUUUGCAAUGAAACUUUCAAAGUCAUUUACACUAUAUGCAACAGAAAAUGAACGAAUUUAUGUAAAGCCAGAAGACAGAGAUCAAGUGCUUAAAGAUUUUCACGACGCACCGUUGGGUGGUCAUGUCGGAGGUAAACGAAUGAUUAAAAGAAUGACUCCUCUUUUUACAUGGGAAAAUAUGCGAAGAGAUGUUUUGAAUUAUGUAAAGCAAUGUGAUUCUUGUCAAAAGAAUAAAAUAUGGCCAGCAAAUAAGAUGCCAAUGAAAAUUACGACAACAUCGUAUGAACCCUUUGAUAAAAUUUAUAUGGAUGUGGUUAUGUUACCAAUUUCUAAUAAUGGAAACAAUUGUGGUCUUGUGAUACAAGAUGAUUUGACAAGAUUUUUGAUUGUAGCUCCCAUGGAAAACCAAGAAAGUACUACUGUUGCUAGAACUUUUGUCGAAAACUUUGUUUGUAAAUUUGGUGCUCCUAAAGAAGUUGUAACCGAUCGAGGUACAAACUUUGUAAGCAAAUUAUUGCAACAUACAUGCAAAAUAUUACACAUUAAAAAGAUCGUUACAAGUGCAUAUCAUCCUCAAGCUAAUUUAGUUGAGAGAUCAAAUAGAGAGUUAAAAAUUUAUUUACGAAAUUUUAUUGGCAAAGAUCCACAAUGUUGGGAUGAAUUGAUACCAUAUUUUAUGUUUGAAUACAAUACUACAGAAAAUUCAUCAACUGGAUAUUCUCCCUAUGAACUUUUGUAUGGAAGAAAAGCUACAAUACCAAGCACAAUUUAUAAAAUCAAUGAUUCAGAUUUAAAUUAUGACGACUAUAUUUGUUCAAUGAAAGAUAUAUUCAAGGAUGCUCAUGAAACUGCUAGAAACAACUUAAUAUUGUCAAAAGAAAAGAGAAAGGAAAUUUAUGACAAAAAGACAAAUGAUUGGGUACCAAUGUGGGGAGAUAGAGUUUUGGUACAAAUGGUACAAACAGGAAUUGGUCAAAAGUUACAAAAUAAGUGGCGAGGCCCUUAUGAUAUCGUUAAAUUCAACAGCGAUCAAACGACCACUAUUAAAAAUGGAAACAAAUUUGAAGAUGUACAUAAUAAUAGACUAAGAAAAUAUAAUGAUUAACAUAUCACUAAAUGAUAGUUCAGAAUGUACCCGUAUUAAAAUACAUUUAACAUAUUUUUAACAAUAUACAAUUAACAUAAUUUAAAAUUAAAUGCUCCAAUACAAGACAAAUAUUUUUGACAAUUACAGUACCAUUAAAAUAAAGUAAAAAAAAAAUAAGCGAGUUAUGCAAUGAAUGACAUAGUAUCAUAAACGAUCAAUAUCUAAAGACUGCAAUGAAUUAAAAUAUUUAUUUUAACACACGGGAUUAUUUAUGUACAUUAAAAAAAAAAUAAUAAUAAUAAUAAACUUAUUGAACUGAUAUGAUUGAUGAAUUAGAAAAAAAACGAUUGUUAUCAAGAGAACUAAAUGAAUCAAACAAAUGUGUUAUAAAUACCGAUUUUUUAUAUAGAAAAAUAAACAUGAAAAAAGAAUAUAUGAUUGAUUUGAUAUGAUAAAUGAAUGUUGAGUUAAACAAAAUAUGAAUGAUCAUUUAAAAAAAAAAAAGAAAUGCGCAAACAAGAAUGUUAUGAAUUGUGAUGAAAGAUGUUUUACAAAUGAUAAAAUUGAUGGGAUUUAAACAAGAAACAGAUUAAGAAAAAUACCAGUACUGAGUUUAUACAUAAUUUUUUUUUUGACACGUGAAGCGAUUAUGAUCAAAUAUAAACAUAAUAAUGAAGCAGUGAUGAAACACGUUAAAACAAUUAAGAAGCUGUUGGGUUGCAAUUUUGGGAAUAUACUUAAUUGAGCUAAAAUGGGUUAACAGGGUAUUAGAAAAACAAUGACGCAAUUUUUAACUACAAAUAAAAACAAAUCAAACGGACUGAACAAUAAUGAAAUUUGAACGACAGGCAAAUGAAGAUGGUGUGAUUAUUAAAUGUUUCAAAACAACAUGUAUGCAAGUAAGAAUGUGUGUGAGAAUAAUUGGACAAGGGAGGUGCACCCCAGAAUGAAUGUUGAAUAAUGUCAUACGCUUAUACGAAGGAUUUACAGGAAACCAUUGGAAAACAAUCAAGAAGACAACAAUAUCAGCAAGGACGCUUGCAAAGACGAAUAUGGACUACAGCUCAAGAAAGGGUAAAAUUUGUGAGUACAUCGUGGGGAAUCUAAAAAGAUCGGAAAGAACGGUAUAAGUUCCGAUCUAGGGAUACAUAAACUGAUAAAGCAACGCCAAAGGGAUUAAAAAGUAGACAAUUGUACUCUAUGGGGAGAGUUUUAUGUCGAAUAAAGCUUCAAACAGUUGUAAUCCAUGGGGGGAUUCAAUAUGUUAAAAACAUUUCAAAACAUUUGCACUUUACGGGGAUAGUCAAAUGAAAAUUAAAGGGAAUGGAUAAAUAACGCUUCAAGGGAAAAUCAAGGGAUAAAAUAAUGCUUCAAGGGAAAAACACCUUUAAACUGAUAAAAUUCAGAGGAAAAAAAUCAGAUCGUUAUCAUUAGAAUGAUAAUUGAACCAACUAAUUAUCUUGCAAAUUCAGCAUUUAUUGCAAAUUGCUAAAAUAAACAAAUUAAUUUAAUGGGUUUGACAAAUUUGAAAACACAAAGUGAUGUACAGAUUUCAUAAAAAGUUGGAAGAACAGAAUGGAUAUUUUAACAUACGCAGUAUUGCAAUGACAAGAUGAUAGGAUGUAUAGAUCAAUGAAAAACUUUAUAGAGUAAUUUUUUUUUAUUCAAGUAUAAAAAUAAUAGUCAAUUAGAACUGAUUUCUUUUUGUAUUAAAAAUAAUAGAACUGAUUUCAUAUAAAAAUAUCAACAAGAUUUAUAAAAUUGUAAGUAAAUUUUAAUUUCAAUUUUGCACAUAAAUUAAAUGAUAGAUUCCUGAAAAUUAUAAAAUAGUAUUCAUGCGAAGAAAACAAGUAAGAAAUUUGUGUGGGAGAAACAAAACUAAAAAACUGAAGUAUGGCAGAGACACAAGGAUGAUCGACGCGUUCGUAUGCUGAGAAGUUCUACGCGUUCGUAUGCAGAAGUUUGUGAUGGCAAGAUGGUGAGUGGCAAAGUCAUGCGGGAGGUUGGACAGGUAACGGUGUUGAUGUUGUUGUAAAAGGUCAUAUCAAUGAGGAUCAAGUCGAAUUAAAACGCUAGUUUAGUAACGAGACAUUCACGUAAAACAAAUUACUAAAUCGAAAUGUGGAUUUAAGCGAAGUAAAGAUGAUUGAAAUGCGAAACAUCAAUUAUGGAACAAAAAUGCAAGUUGAGAUCAUACUGCACGUCUGAAACUAUUGAAAAGGAGAAGAUCAUGAUAAACAAAUGAUAACAUCAUCCGAUGUCAUUAAUUUACAAAAGCCAAAGUUGCAAAUUAAACGAAAAGACAAUUUUGGACAAACAACAUUUCCUAAACAUUUGAAAAAAGAAUUACAUCAACCGAUGUCAAUAAUUUGAGAUUGUCAAAGAUACAAAGCAACUGGAAAAGUCAAUUUUGGACAAAAAAAUACUGGAUUUACGAACAAUUCACAAUACUCAGCAAGUGAGAAGUCAAUGCACUCUCAAAAUUGACCACAGUCAACUCACAGUUGAGUUAUGAAGCAUAAUUCAUGAUGGAAACGACAAUUGCACUAAUCGACGAAAUUCAACACCUUAGCCUCGAAAACUGAUCAAUUGACCAAGUCACUGUGGAAUGAAUAGCCUCACGAUAGAGACGAUUUUUGAUGGAAGACGACGACGAUAACAACCAGCCGAUCAACACAGUUCUACAACAACAACAAAUUUUGCUUACAGUGGGAAAAAUGCAAUUAAUUUUUUAGGAGAGAUAAUGAAAAUUAAUUUCAAAUGCAAGUUUAUUUAAAUCAGUUUAAACGAAAAUAUUUUUACAAGAGAAGUUCAAAACAGUAAUUCAAGUAAUUUAACAGGACAGAAGAUCAAAAGAGUAAUGAAAAUAAUUUUACAGUAGAAAAAUCAAAAGAGCAAUUAUAAUUAUAAAGCAAUUUACAAGAAAGCACAAGAAGAACAAAUUGUAAACCGCACGAUCACUACACCCGACAAUAUUCUUUCCAUAGAUGAUCAUUUCUUUCAGACGAUCAUCUAGCUGAUAAGUGUGGGGGAGAUUAACCGAACCAAUUUUUUUUUAAAUAAAUUUGUUAUAGCCAGCCAUUUAAGUUUUUUUUAUGAUUUUUUGCAAGGUAUUUUUUUUUACAAUUUAAAUUAUUAAUUUUGGGAAUUUUCUUCCAACCUUCAAAUAACUUUCGAUAGAUGUUCUUAAUGCUUUUCAAGAAUACAAACAUCUAGCUGGUAAGUGUGGGGGAAUGCAGCGACCUCAAAUUUAAAUCAUUAAAUUUGUCCAUUUUUCGAUCCUCACCACAGUUCUGACCAUGCGCGCUUACGCAAGCAUAAAUAAUUUUACCCGUCGACUCGCGUUGCGCGACAAAUAAUUAAGCUUAUGUACAGGUGUGGAUCAUGAGUCAUCCUCACCUGAAUAGCCCUUUAUUGAAUUUCGCCAAUUGUUAGGCAAUUAAAAAAAUGGUUAAGCUUUCAAUUAUGAAUGUGCGAUGUUAUUACACAGGGGAAAUUGAGGGUGUGGCUUAACCAAAUUCAUUGGCAUGUUUGUUCAAUGGAAAAUUCGACCUCCUCAUUAUUGACCAACAUUUUUGAGAAUGUUUUAGGAACAUAAUUUUGAAAUUCCAAUAACAUAAUUUAAAGUUUCACGACAAUGGUUCGAACCCAUGACUUCCGAUUUUGAGGUGUACUCACUACACCAUACGGAAAGUCAUGAAGAAUUGCAGAGGUCUGCAUAAUUUAAUUCAUGAGGUUCAUCGAUGCUUCUCAUCGAAACGGACCACUUUUAGUAGAACAAAAUUUAGUAGAGUUUUCGGGGACUGACUAUAAAAACCCCAAAAUUCUUGAGGAGGGCAGUUAGUUCCAGUCAGUUCCAGCCAGUUCAAGCCCAGUCCAGUUCCAGAUCCUGAAGAAGCCCCAGACCAGCCGGACCCGCCAGCAGCCACCAGUAGCAGAGGCCCCAGUCCAGCCGGACUUAGCGGUGGAGGCCGCAGUCCGCCGGGACUUAGCCGCUGUGAAGAGUCCGCCGGGACUUAGCCGCUGUGAAGAGUCCGCCGGGACUCAGCCGCCGUGAAGAGUCCACCCGGGACUUAGGAGUUCGGGUCUGGCAUGGCUCGGCGAAGAGGUCUGGAGGACAAGUCUGGCUUCAACGUAGAGAACUGGUUCGACGAAGAUCUCAAUGCAAAGUGAUGUGAUCGUGCGCGUAAAAGUUGAGAGUGUUACCGCAAAAAUGUAAUCUUUAAAAAGUGUAAUAUACAAAUAAGUGAAGUUUA